AGGGAGGCUACAGACAUGGUAGAGGAGAGGAUGGGGGACUGUUGGAGCCACACAAAGGAUCAGUUUGACAACUUGGAGAAGCAUACACAGUGGGGGAUCGAAUAUUUGGAGAAGUACACCAAAUUUGUCAAGGAGAGGUCAGAGAUUGAAACCAACUAUGCAAAACAAAUUAGGAAUUUAUCAAAGAAGUAUCAACCCAAGAAGAACUCACGAGAAGAGGAAGAGAGCAAGUACACCUUCUGUCGAGCCUUCCUGACGACACUUAAUGAGUUAAAUGACUACGCGGGUCAACACGAGGUUAUAGCGGAGAACCUGACGUCUCAAAUCAUCGCUGAGCUUUCGCGCUACCUUCAGGAGCUCAAGUCUGAGAGAAAAUCGCACUUCCAUGAAGGGCGUAAGGCACAGCAGCACAUCGAGAGCUCGUGGAAACAGCUGGAAUCAUGUAAAAGAAAGUUUGAGAGGGACUGUAAAGAGGCAGACAGAGCACAGCAAUACUUCGAGAAGAUGGAUGCUGACAUUAACGUGACUAAGGCAGACGUGGAAAAGGCACGACAGCAAGCUCAGCUGAGGCAGCAGAUGGCUAACGACAGUAAGAGCGAUUACUCCUCCUACCUGCAAAAGUUCAACCAGGAGCAGAACGAACAUUACUUUACGGUUAUCCCCAACAUAUUCCAGAAACUUCAAGACAUGGAGGAGAAAAGAAUUGAGAGGAUAGGAGUGUGUAUGAAGACGUUUGCAGACGUGGACCGCCAAGUGCUGCCCAUCGUGGGGAAAUGUUUAGAUGGCAUGACGAAAGCCGCCGAGUCCAUCGAGCCCAAGAGUGACUCGAAACAAGUUGUGGAGUCCUAUAAGUCUGGGUUCGAGCCGCCGGGAGAUGUGGAGUUUGAGGACUACGGCCAGGCCAUGAAGAGGACCGCGUCUGACACCAGCCUGUCCAACUCAAGAGAGGCGAAGGAGAAGUCUGCUGGCAAGAGCAAAGGCAAACUGUGGCCUUUCAUUAAGAACAAGAACAAGGGCUCUGGACCAGAGGACUUCAGCCACCUGCCACCAGAACAGAGGAGGAAGAAGCUGCAGGGCAAGCUAGACGAACUGAAUAAGGACAUUCAGAAAGAAAUGGACCAGAGGGACGCUUUAACUAAGAUGAAAGACGUGUACGUGAAGAACCCUCAGAUGGGAGACCCGACCAGCGUAGACCCCCGGCUAACAGAAAUAGGCCAGAACAUCGAGAAGCUCCAGUUUGAAGUUCAGAAAUUUGAGGGCUGGUUAGCAGAGGUGGAGGAGAGGAUGCCAUCCAAGAGUGAUACACACCGGAGAAGUGGACUCUAUGAGACCCAGAACAACACAACAGUGGGCAACAACUGUGCGCAGGACAGAGAGAGGCCCUUGAGCAGCCCGGAUGGCAGCUACACAGAGGAGCAGAAUUCAGAGACUCAGGUCAAAGCAAACAUCAACCCCAACCCCACCUCCACCACGCCAGAGUUUGACGAUGAGUUUGACGAUGAGGAGGCCCUGCCCACCAUCGGCACCUGCAAAGCCUUGUAUCCAUUUGAAGGUCAUAACGAGGGCACCAUCGCUGUCGCAGAGGGCGAGCUGUUGUACGUCAUAGAAGAAGACAAAGGGGACGGCUGGACACGAGUGCGCAGGAAUGAGGACGAGGAGGGAUACGUCCCCACAUCCUACGUUGAGGUCUUUUUGGAAACAAAUGCCAAAGAUUCCUAAAAGUGCGAGGCUGGCUGAGGAGUGGCAGGGCAAGCAGCCUCGGAGAAAACCACCAUGUUCCUCACGCGCUGACAGAGUCAGAGAAAGCGAAAGAUGACCUGAAUCUAAAAGAAAGCGAGAGAGAGAGAGAUGGCUGAUUAGAACGCAUCUCAAUUUUCCAGACCAUGACAAAAAAAGAAACUUAUCGGCAGUGUUGCGCUUCCUCUGCAGAACUCUGCGAUGUGAAGUGGCGAUAAGAGAAAUCCAUCUAAAUUUUAGCUCUCAUAACCUUUGCCACUCUUAACCUCCAUACAGCGGUCACAACCACAGUGUACAAUUUGCUUUUUGCUGUUUUUAGCUCUGCUUCUUAAUGUAACUAACUCCGCUUGCAACACGCGCGGCCAUGAAUGUGGCUGUUGGCUUCCUCGCUCUGAACGCCCCCCUCCCCUCUUUGCCCUGAUUGCACACACACACACACACGGCAGAGGGUGUGGUCAGAGACAGGACGGAGACCGGCGAGGACCCUACGGACAAAAGGCGAGCAGUCCAACACCUUCAUCCAGCGGUGUGUGUUUUUGUCUGUGUGUGUGUGUGUGUGUGUGUGUGUGAGAGUCAUGAACUCCUCACUCACUGGCUAAAAAUCCCGAGCUCAUCCGCCUACAUCUGGGCUUCACCCCUCCCACUAUAACCAGCUCCAUGUUCGCAGGUUUUCACCCAGUAGGCAAGGGAAGGAGUGAAGGUGCUGGUCAUCUGUCUGUACGCUCUGUGCUGCUGGUUUAUGUCGCGUGUUUGUUUGUUUGAAUGCUUGUUCGCGCGUCUCAUUUCGAAGACCUUGUGUGUCGUAAUGUCCCGUUUUUUUGGACGAUCACCCCCGCACAUGCAGGACAGCGCUGGAGGGAGAAGAUGAUGGGUCAUUCGCCAUCACUCAUCUUACAAAUUCAUGUCUUGUCGCUGGUGUCUGUUCCUCUCUCUGACCACCACGCCCUCACCCCACCCCCCCACCCCCCGACCUCCACGGCGCCUCCCUCCCUUAGGCGGCUCAGGCUCUCCCUCGGCUGCUUUCAGCCUCCCCGCCACCUUUUUUUUGUUGGUUUUUUUUUUUGGCAACAGCUCGGGGCGGGGGCCUCUCAGCGUUGUGGUGUGCUGCAUGCUUGCCCUGUCUUCCUCCUCGCCCCCUCUGCUGGCAAGCCGAAGGAGGUGAUGGGGGUGUUUGGUCAGCGUACGCCCCCCUUGCCUCCAGCCUUUCUGUUCAGUUAACCCUCAUUGCCUGGUCGUACUGUUUGAAUUAACCUGAAUGCUACUGUUUGGGUUCAGUGCCUGUGGUUCUUUUUUUUUAAUAUCUCUUUUCUUCUGUUGUCCAGAAAGCAUGAUUUCCUGUUUUUAACAGCGAGUGAGUCAUCUCCUCCCAGUGUUCCCCUCUUUAAUCUCAGAACUGUCAGUCAAGGACGAUAAGGACCCGAAACCUUGUUUUCUGAAUGAGCUUAUGCAUAGGUAGGCCAUAGAUGUCUUGUACAUUUCUUUUACUGUAAGUACACAGUACAGUAUGUAUGUAAACAUGUUAGUAUUGUAUGUUUUUGAGUGUCUAACGCAAGUUGUUGUUAGUUUACAGUUAAUCACCUUUUGGAAAUGUGUCCACUCAACAGCAACAAGCAACAGUUUACCCAAAAAUAAAAGCUAUAAAGAUAUGAUUCACACCUUUUUUUAGGAUGGUCCACUUUAACUGUCUGCUGUAUAUGAAAAUAUACUGUGAUCCACAUUUGACCUGUGAGUUUGUGACUGAUGGAGCGCCUCGGUAUGGUCACGGUCAGUGUUGCCAGAUUGGUUUGAUGUUUUCCAGCCUGAUAAUUGCUCAAAAUCUGCACAAAUUUAUUGAAAAGUGGCCAAUUUUAAUCUAUUAUAAGGAAAUGAAAUCAAAAACUACAUUAACAGUAUUGUGGUUCAUGAAAAUUUUUCAAUAUGACAUAAUAAUAAAGCAUCAAUUCAAGUGUUCACAAGUGUGCUAGAACACAGAUAAGAAGCUCCAUCACACAAUGCAACUAUAAAGCUUCUCCAUUUCCGCCUUAAAAGUAAAGACAUAAUAAAGGAACAGCUCACAUAAUCAUAAUAGGUUUUAUCAAACUUGGUAAACUGCAACAAGUCUUGACAGUAUGCCACCUUUAAGUGUAACACACACACACACGCAUGCAUGAAGGGGAGAAAAACAGAAUACACAAUCUGAAAAUAUAGAUGUGCAGAAAUGCUGUAGCUGUGUGUGUUUGUAGGUUAAGCCACGAGUUGGUGGUGAUGAUGGUAACUCGUAUCUCCUCUGAGCAGAAUGAGUGAAAGUGAUGUCAUAUCAUUGGGCUGAGUGACUGCAUGUGUUCGCGUAAUUAAGGAAUAUAUUAAUAUAUUUUGAAUAUACUGUAAAUGUAUUAACCAGGCCAGCUCAUGGUACACCGGGUCAAACCCUGCACACCUGCGCAGGCCCAGUUCACCCAGCACAAUGCAUCCCAAAACUGCUUAAUCGGCCAGAAAACCGCCCAAUCUGGCAACACUGGUUAUGGAUCGUGCCACUUCGCCUCCGCAACAUCGCUGGUUCGAUCCCAGCCAGCGACCUUUGUUGCACGUCAUACUCGUCUCCCUCCUCCACUUCCUCUUCUGUUUAAUAAAAAGGUGAAAGGAGUACCUGAAAAAUCAGAAAAGAGUUUGUGACUGAGAUGGGACCCAGGAUCGCCUUUUUUGUGGGCCUGAACUGGGUUUCUGCGAGGAAGAGUGAUGCUGAUGGGAGCUGUGGUAUGAUGGAAGGUUUAAGAUGUGAUUAUCUCAAACGUUUCGGCGGCAAAUUUGAGAGUUUUUCUAAUCAGAAAGAGAGAUCCACUGAUUCCCCUCCUGCUCAACGGCACAUAAUGUACGUGAUUUUAACAUUUUUGUUUUAUAUUUGAUGAUGUUGAGAUUCUACUUUCUUUCUUUUUUUUGUCUUUUUUUUAAAGCUGGAAAUCUGUGUGUAGCUUUUUCUGCUUGAAUGGGACAAAAAUCCCUUAACUGCAAAUAUGAGUAACAAUUGUUUUGGAUGAAGCCAUUCUUAACUAUUCACCUGAGCAGCGUUAAUGAACACUCACUGAAUGGAGCAGCGAUGAACACUUUGACCAUUUGGACUCUUGAUGGAAGGAAUGAUCGAAUCCCUGCUGAAUGAAGCUUGAAAGUACCACGUCUGCUUCUCACAUCGCUCGAUUUGAUAAGAUGUCAAACAAGCCAGUUUUUUUUUUUGUUUGUUUGUUUUCAAUGAGAAAUGACAAGAUGAAUCUGAUGAGGCACAGAUCACCGCUUUGAGGGCAGCAGUAGCUUUACAGCAGCCUUCUGCCUGCCAGUUCUCUGCAACGAGACCACCGCAAACCUUUUAGCCCCAGAAUAACCCGCCUGUACAGUGGAAAUGGCACGUUGGAAUUAGAGAGAAUAUAUAUGAAUAUAUAAAUAAAGUUUAAAAAGGAAAAACAUCUAUUUUAACUAUUGAGAGUCUUACAAUUUCUUUAUCCGCUUUGCAAAGUAAGACUUCUUUUCCUUUGUAAGGUCUACCAAAUGGUGUGUUUUGCACUUUUUUGUUUGUGUUCCAUUUGGUAGCCCAUGCUUGUGUUUUGGAGCACUGAAUACUUUGUAUUGUGUUUACUGUGCCAAUUAAAUAUGCCUGGAA
This is a messenger RNA of Chelmon rostratus (copperband butterflyfish), 5365 nucleotides long. It is a transcript of the gene fnbp1b, whose product is annotated as formin-binding protein 1. The record is from RefSeq and is a predicted model, not a curated record. Gene Ontology annotation, biological process: signal transduction. Gene Ontology annotation, molecular function: protein binding. Bases 16 to 1719 code for a protein of 567 amino acids. The transcript is spliced from 15 exons. Lineage: Eukaryota; Metazoa; Chordata; Actinopteri; Chaetodontiformes; Chaetodontidae.